UCAUCUCAUGUGACUUCUUUUCUCUUCCUCUUUUCAUGGUUCAAAUGAAUCGAUUAUCUUCGCACUAUUUUUAACCAGCGACCGUAUUAAUUAGACGAACCGAAUAUACUACCUUCGUUGAACAACCUUCAUACGAAGUAGAAGUAGUCGCGUCAAUUGGUCUGCGGAGGUGUUCGAAAGGAAUUAAAUCUAGCGAGUUCACAAUUGUUCUUGUUCACACACGACGUGAGCCAAUUGUUCUUGUUUCCAUUCACUUCAAGAAUUCCUCAAGUACAACUUCUACGUAGCGACAGCAAUUUUUCAAUCAUGGAGCACACCGACGACGACCAUUCCGCUCUGCGCAAUGGCGGGCCCCUCCUCGGCGACGACAAUCCGACCAAAAUCAACACGGGCGUGGCGCCUUCGAUUGUCUGCAACCUGCUCGGUAUAGUGCCGCAGGAGCCCGUUCUUUCGCCACACGGAUACAUCUUCGAAAAGCGGGCUAUCGAAACCUACUUGGAGAGCACAGGUACUUCCAUAUAUAGGAUGUUUUUUGAAUGUGUUGCUUGAGAAAGCGAAAGACGGGCUGCAGAGGUGGUCUGUGGGUUGUUUGCUGCAUGCGUUAUUUAGAUGACCUUGACCACCACCAGGACCACCUCCACGUGAUGCGAUUGUGACGAAUCUUUCUAAAUGAUGCAAGUUUAAACGAUAUCCUCCUAAUGUAUAAAAACCUCUACUACUUGUUUUAUCUCCAGGUAAAUUCUGUCCCGUGACCCGCGAAGCGCUGAAGAAGGAGGACCUGGUUGCGAUUAAGUCCGAGCGGGCGCAGGUCCCCGAGGCACCGCACCCCCACAGCAUUCCCAAUUUAGUGCAGUUAUUGAGGAAUGAUUUGGACUCGAUUCUGCUGGAAAAUUUCUGCAUCCGGAAGGAAAACAAAUCGCUCAAGCAGGAACUAUCCACGACGCUCUACACGGAAGACGCGGCCAUCCGCCUGAUGGUGAACCAACAGAGGGAAAUUGACGAGUUGAAGCAGAGGAAUCAGUCGCUCGUUGAGGAGAUGCAGAAUCUGGGACCCAAAGCCUUUACCGCGAACGGGGCGAUGGUUUCCGGUAGCAUGGGCAACGGGGUCCAGAAGAGUAUUCCGAACUACCCAAGUAAGGACUUUUUGAGGGAGAUGCAGGAGUUGGAAACGAAAUUCCGCGCGGCAAGAAGGGAAAAGAAGAAUAAGCAGUUCAUCGAAUACGAAAAGUUUGAUCCGGUCGCGGCCGUGCCGCUGCACUCGACGACGGUGAAGGGCAUUCGGUGCUUGGCGUUACACCCAGAACUGGAGGAUAUGCUCGUCACGGGAGGGGUAGACGGAACCGUGGUCGUGUUUCACAAACAAAAAAAGUCCAUGGUGGACCAACUGAAGAUACAGUUGAAGGUAUUGAUGUUCUUGUAGUAGUUUUUACUUCAGAAGUAUCAUGACAAAGCAUAUAAUAGCAUUUGGCUUCCGUUGUACUUCUGCGAGCUGCGAGCAGGUGACAAACUUUUUCAGGUUCUUGUGUAUAAUUAGCAUGAGCAUAAUUUUGAAGAUUGUAUUCACCUCGUCGACCUCAUGUGUAUUCACUGUAAAAACCCACUACUACAGGACGCCAAGCCGAUUACCGCCGUCGCUACCUACAACGAUUUUAUCGUGGCCGGUGGUCUGGACGGGUCGAUCGGCAUUUGGCGGGCAAACAACAAGGAGUGGGAACGGGGUUUCGUGAAGACCAACAGCUACCGGUUUCACCGACGGGAAAUCACCAACGUGACCUUCCACCCCUGCACCUCCGACGACGUGGGGCCCUAUUUUCUCGCAAGUUCCAAGGACAAGUCCUGGUCCAUCGUGGAUGCCAACUCCGGCGAGCUCGUCGCCCACCGCAAGCAACUCCCCAGCGAGGUGACCGCAAGCUCCUACCACCCGGGAGGCGGUUUGCUCGCGCUCGGUCGCGCGGACGGCGCGCUGGAGAUCCAGCCGGUGAACGACCCAGAUGCGGUCAACGAGGAGGACGAAACCUCCGACGGCGUCAACAGCAUUCCGGGCACCAUGUCCCUGCCCGCGGAUGAGCAAGACCCGAACAGGACGGGACGAGGGAUCAUUUCCUGCUGCCAGUUCAACCCGAACUGUACCUCGCUGGCCGCCGCCACCAGCUCCGGCGCCGUGCAGAUUUGGGACCUGCGGAAGUCGAAUUUACUCCAAACCUUGGAGUUCAACGAAAACACGGUGCAGAAGAUCCGGUACGACAAAACGGGCAAGUUAUUGCAAUGAAAAAUUAUGCCCCCACCCCCCAACCUGCGAGCAUUUGUAUUGCAAACCUUUCCAAAUGAAACAUUCGCCCUCUUGCAUCUAUCACCAUCGCAGAUUUCCGAUCGUGAAUGGCAAAAAUUUGUAUUGCAAAAGAUCCCAGCAAGAGCGGUGCUUGUCAUGCAAGCGAUGCGAUACGCGCCUAGACUCUGCAUCAGAAAGAUUCAUACUCCUUUCAUGCAUGACAAAAAGUUUUCAUUUGGAAACUUCGCAUCACAAAUUAUUGCGCCUGCGGAGGCAAGCCUUCCCAGCGAUGCCGGACAAUGGCAAUGUCGGUUCGGUUGUUUUAGCAUCACAAAUUAUAUGCAACAUUGGGGGUGGGGGCAUUUUUCACUGUAAUACAAGUACCUGCUGAUUUGCAGCGAGUCCGCGGUCCACAUCUACGCACAGGAGUCGAAGGAAGCCGGUUUCGUGCACAAGAGAACAUUGUCGGACCACAAGGACGAGGUCAUGGACGCGUGGUUCGGGCCGGAUGUGAUCGCCAGUGUGUCCAUGGACAGGCAUUUAAGGCUGUACGAAAACGUGGAUUUGUGAGGCGGGGAUGAAGAAGUAUUGUGAAUAAAACUUCAGGGGUCUUGUUCACUUGAACAUUUUCACACGUAGUUAUAGUAGAAAGACCUCGGGGGCGGGGGGUCGUUCUUCUACUAGUGCCAACACGACUUCUCCGCGGGCGGACACAUUUUUUGUCCACGAGUGUGUGGUUAGAACAAGCUCAAACUUUUUGUUUUUGAGCUUUACGGCGGGAGUAUUGCGAAGGAGUGUUGAUGUUGAAAGUAGUGGAACCAAGUUCAUCGAAAACAAAAGGAACAGCACCCAGUCCCGAGGAACGGUCGUGGUAAGUACCUAGUUACGUGUGGCGCAGUUGUAGAUUCAUUGUGAUCCAAAUAU
This is a messenger RNA of Amoebophrya sp. A120, 3193 nucleotides long. NCBI's taxonomy places the organism in Eukaryota, Dinophyceae, Syndiniales, Amoebophryaceae. The record is from the annotation of a GenBank genome assembly.